Molecule: messenger RNA, 3694 nt
Organism: Engraulis encrasicolus (European anchovy)
Lineage: Eukaryota; Metazoa; Chordata; Actinopteri; Clupeiformes; Engraulidae
Gene: il12rb2
Product: interleukin 12 receptor, beta 2a
Exons: 15
Coding region: 692-3172 (826 amino acids)
Molecular function (GO): protein binding
Source: RefSeq, a predicted model, not a curated record
AGUAGGGUCAAAGACGCGAGUUCGUGAUUGUUCCAUCAGUGUCCGAGAGCUGCCAAAGUAGACUAAAUAAUCAUGGUAAAAGUAUUUUGGGAACUUCAUGGAGUCUGACUCCUAAAUAGGCGUGUGAUGGAUAAAUUAGUUUUUGACAUUCGACAAAUUGACGACGAUAAGGUGGUCGCCACGGGGCACUGAUGUGACGUCUGACCGCGUAAGUACCACAUGUAAAUACCACAUGUAUUUCCUAUCCUAUCAUUGGCCAUAGUGUUCUGAAUCCACACAUUACGUUAGAGCUCCUCGUAUUGAAAUGGGACUGUAUCUCAGAUAACGCGGCUUUUCAUGGAUAGAUUGGUAGGCUAUGAGGAAAAUACGGACUGAUUCACUCAUCCGCCCAGUGUAUUUGUCGUUUCAAAGUAGGCUAUCAGGAAAAUAUAUGGACUGAUGCACUCAUCCGCCCAGCGUGUUCAUCUGUUCAUCUGACUAUUUGUCGUUUCAAAAUGCCUAUUUAUAGCAGCAGUAAGUCGAGUGUCUGAGUGAAACGUUCUGAUGGUAAUGCGUUGCUGAAUAGCUCAACAUUGUUUUGCACCUGUUACGCAGUUGAGCAUCGCUACAAACGCCGCUGAUUCUCUGCAGUUGUUGAUAUCUGGAUGUGGAUGGGAAGGGACUCACACGUUGGUUACCGCUCUGACAGAGCAUGUGUUAUCCAACGACAAUACACCACCUUUUCUUCUUACUAUGUGCUUCGGGAAUCUGCGACGCCCAGAGCCGCUGUGCAGCAAAUACCAGCCGUGGUCAAUUUGUGCAAGUGGGCACAAGUUUCGAAGUGGUCUGCAUCAUCGACUGCAGAGGAAAAAGUCCCACCAUUUACCAGGAUACUACCAAUGAACUUUCGCACGAGAAAGUCAAUGGCACAAUAAUGCACAUGGUUCAAAACAUUUCCAGAAAUACAACAUAUGCUUGCACAUGUAGACAAGACAAGUCUUUCAUCUGCGGCGUGGAUGUAUCAGUUGGAUAUCCUCCUGAGGUUCCUCAGAACGUGGCGUGCGAGCAGGAUGGAGAGUCCGGACCUGUCCGCUGCACUUGCAAAAUGGGAACCAGAACUGACCUGUGGACAACCUCAGAGUUCCGGGUGAGGACAGCAUCUGGAAACUGCACGGAUGUCCAGGUGACCUCCUCUGGGCCCAACAGGGCUGAAUUCGACCCCGGCUCCCACUCCGAGUUCUUCGUCAGCGUUUCAGCCGUCAACAGACUAGGGCGCAGCGCUGCCAAGGAGAUCAACGUAACUCUUAGCCACAUAGUGAGGCCCACUCCUCCAUCGCUGGUUGAUGUGACCUGUUCCUCCAGAUCCUGUGUCCUGCUCUUCACCAACGUCAGCUGCUGUCUCAACCUUGUGGUCGAGUACAGGCCAGACAGUGUUGGUAACUGGUCAACACACCACUUCCAUCGUUCAGACUCAAACCACAACUGGAGCGUCGCCGUCUCGCUGGAGCCGUUUGUGUUGUACCAUUUCCGAGGCAGGCUGAAGUCACGACCACACGUGGGUUUGUGGAGCCACUGGAGUGACAUCGGCCAGCGCAGGACAGAGGAGGAAGCCCCUUCAGAACUGGAUGUGUGGUACAUGGAGGAAUCACCCCGUACAUAUAUACUGCUUUGGAAGAAGCUGAGCCUAUCAGAGGCCAAGGGCAACAUUACAGGAUACACAGUGCUAGUCGAGAACACUAAGACGAAGAAGACGCAGUCCAGUACUGUCCGGGAUGACACCAGCUUCACAACUGACCUGUGUCCAGAGUGCUUCAUCUCCAUCUCCGCUGUGAACUCCAAAGGCCGAUCUCCACCUGCAAAUUUGUCAAUACCGCGUGAAUAUGGUCAUGCUCCUCAGAUCAUGUCCAAGGUAGCUCACAGCAAUGGCAGCAUUGCCCUCUCCUGGAAGAGGCCUGUUACUGCAGCUGGUGCAGCUGUGACUGGCUAUCUAGUAGAGUGGCUUCUCGCUGAGGGGAACUACAAGGGCCAGCAGUGGGAAAGGCUCCACAGAGAUCAACAUAGUAUCCACAUCACAGGUCUUCAGCCACAUGAAUGUUAUAAAGGUGCAGUUUACACUCUCUUCAAAGAUGGACGAGGGAAGACAGAAUUUGACAUUUCCUAUCAGCCUAAAGUUCCAGACAGAGGUCCUGGUGUUAUACAUAUUCGAUCCCUGCUGGAUGAGGACAACACGGUGCAGGUGACGUGGUCGCCAGUGCAGAGACCGCUGUGGAGAGGCUGCCUCACAAAAUACACCAUCUACAUUGAAGGACCCAAUGGAGAAAAACUCCAGCAUGAAGUGAAAGACAUCAUGUCCACGGAUUUGCGAGUCCCUGCCCUCAUCCCCGGUCAGAAAUACACAGUUUACAUGACUGCAUGGAACGCUGCCGGAGAGAGUUCGCGAGGAGAUUCACGAGUUUUCACCCUCAAAUCCAGAGAGGAGCAAUCCCAACUGUUUGUUGGUAUCGUGGUGACGAUCAUCAGCAUGGCUGUUCUGCUGGUGGCCCUGUGUCUAUGUCAAGCUUUCUCACUUCGACAUAGAUGCCUGACGUGUUGUCACCUACUUCCGGACAUGGUCCCAGAUCCCGCCAACAGUAAAUGGGCCAAAGAAUGUUCUGGAAAAAUGGGUGAGAAGAGCUUGCAGCUGUACCUGAGCGUGAGUGACAUGAGCGUGAGUGAGGAGGAGGAGCCCGACACCCUGGAGGUGAAGGAGAUGUCGAGGGAGAGCCUGAUGGUGGAGGAGGAGGCCCGGGACCAGGACGAGCUCAGCAGCAGCAGCAGCAGGAGAUCCAGCCUGACGCAGCGGGGCAAGUGUGUCACCUCCUACACCCUCAACUGUCCCCCGAGCGCCUACCUGAAGAGCUACUCCCAGGAGUCCGACGAGACCCAGGCGUCCUGCAGCACGGAGUUGACCGUGGACUACCUCUCCACGCCGGAGAUGUUGGACGGGGACAGUGACGCGGAGGGGGGAAGAGGAGAGGAGGAGGAGGAGGGGGAUGAAGAGGAUGAGGAGGAGGGCGGUAUGGGCGGGACUCUGUUCCUCCCCUGUCCUCUGUUUCAUCCUGGGGUUUCCUUUGGGGGGAGGCUGACUUUGGACAGCGUGAAGGUUGACUGUGGGGAGUUCGGCGGUGAUGAGCCAUUCAUCUUGCACAGUUGACAAACGAAAUGUAUGAGCGAGCCAGUGGACAUGGACAAUGAACAAUGAACUGACUAAUGUCCUGGACAAACAAGCAUUUCUACAUAAUCAAUUCAUAGCUGGUUCGAUGUGAAAUAUGUAUGUAUGUAUAUAACCUGUGUACAGUAACCCCUUGGCCUAUACAUCUGUCCUGUACACCUGUAACUUGAUUUUUGUAGCAAAGAUAAUAAUGUCAAAAACUCUCUAAUGCCUCUUUUCCACGGCCAGUUUUCUGGUAGGCCUACAGCUAGACAAAGCGCGACUCAGCUGCCACUUCGAAUAGGCACGACGACACAGCUCAAUUGUAAAGCAAAAAGUGUCAACCGAGUCGCACUGUCUCGAGCUGUAGGCCUACCAGAAAGCGAGGUAUAAAUCUCUUACUAACACUGACUGUAUCCACAAGCACAACAGCAGUUGAUGAGUUGUAUCAUAGCACGAGAGAAACUAAUGACUUUCAGAAAGGUGAUGCAUUCACAAUUACUGAUAGAAGAAUUUCAGUCCCCC